UUGUUUCAUUCUCCAUUAUGAACUCGACACGACUCACAGUUCUAUUACAUAACAACAUAUUUUAGAACAAAUAUGUUUAAAUACAUAAAUUCUCUGUUCCUGUUGGCCUUGGCCUUCAUCGCCUGGAGUGUUUGCUGUUAUUUUCAUGAAAUUGAGGAACAGCUGGGCACCAAGGGAUUCGAUGUGGAGCUGUACUCAGAACACCCUGGCUUGAAAUAUAAUCAAUUGCCUUGCAAAAACAUCCCGAAAGCUGUUCCACAAACUUUUCCUACCGUUGAAAUAAUAUGCAGCUCUUUCAUUGUCUUAUGCCUGACAUAUACCUGGGUCAAGCUUUUGACGUUCUUGGUCGAGCGGACAGGUCAGUUUUGGCAGGCCAUGAAGCCGGAGAAGGAGGACAGGCAGGUGAAAGAGCAACUGAUGGAGCGACUUAACAGCUUGAAGGCCGAAUUUCAGGUGAUGAGUGAACUGCUGAAGCAGUACCAGCCCAGUGUUGAUUUGGAGCUACAGACCAUGAGCGGACUGGAGCUUCAGUCCCACAGUGGCUGUAGCUCUUUAGAGUUACAGAAAUGUGACAGUGGCUGCUCGGAGGUCCACCUACUGCCCAGUAGCAGUUCAUGCAGUAAUCACUGCAGCAAUGACGUCCCCAUCAACGAACUGUGGAAUCAAAAGAAUGACGUCUGCUCGAUACGUGGUACCCCCAGAUUUCCGGACGUACCGGCGGUGGACCAGGCCACGCAGUCUACUUACAUCAAUAGCAGCCAGAUCCACAUCGGUCCAAACAUGUUCGAUACCAAACCCCUCAACUUGGAGCUAGUACGCCAGACAAGGCUGUACGCGAGGAAACCGAGUGUAUUCCUCCAGGUGUCUGAUAAUUUCAUUGCCGGACCCAGGGACAGGCCCCGGAUAGGAGGCAGCAGUUGCACAAUUGCCCUGCCACCGCCAAAUAUGUGAGAAUGUGAGAGCAUUUGAAAAAGCGGACUAAAUUUAAAAAUAAAAGAAAAGGUUGGACUUAUUUAAAGGUGACGCCCUCAAUGCAGCGGCUUUUUUCCCUACCUCAUAUCUUCCUUUCACGCGUUCACAAACGAUUUUGGUUGGGUCAAAUAAGAUGGCAGUAAUGAAUCAAGAUCCAUUGAACUACAAUAUCCGCAUAAAUCGAUAGUACUGUGUUGCUUUGCAGCCCUGGGAUAUUUUUUGGUAUAUUUUAAAAUAAUCAAUAACAGCAUCGAUAUUAAUUUUAUAAUCAAUAACAGCAUCGAUAUAAAUUUUAUAAUCAUUAACAGCA
Molecule: messenger RNA, 1282 nt
Organism: Drosophila miranda
Lineage: Eukaryota; Metazoa; Arthropoda; Insecta; Diptera; Drosophilidae
Exons: 2
Coding region: 73-951 (292 amino acids)
Source: RefSeq, a predicted model, not a curated record